ACUCAUUCUGUUAAAAUGCUUAAAGUUGCUGUUAUCGGUUGUGGAGCUGUAGGUUUGACUACGGCUCUCUGUUUGCAAGAAAAAUUGGGAAAUGGAGCAACUAUACAAAUUUUUACGACGAAAGUAAGUCCCAAUACGACAAGCGAUAUCGCGGCAGGCCUUUGGGAACCUUUAGUGCACACGUCAGAAAGUUCAGAAGACAAGAUAAUAAAGUGGGGAUUGUGUACUUACAAAUUUAUUAUUAAUUUGUGGAAAGAAGGAUAUGCGAAAAAUGCAGGGAUAGUAUUGCAACCAGUAAUUAAAGUAACCGAAGAUCCUAACUUUAUACCCCCGCAAUGGUUAAAAUAUACCCUUGGUUUUUCUGUUUUAUCAAAAGAUUAUUUAAAAAAACUUUCCAAAGACACCAACCACAAUUUUGCUGCUGGAAUACAAUUUGUAUCCUUCACCUGGGAAGCAUCGACAUUCCUACCGUAUCUACAGAAACAGUUUCUACAAAAAGGUGGACAAAUUAUAAAUAAAACGAUAGAAGAUUUGGAUAAACUUAAUGAUUUUGAUGUAAUUGUUAACUGCACAGGAAUAGGUGCAGCAAAAUUACUUCAAGACACACAUGUUUUUCCAAUUAGAGGUCAGAUAGCCAGAGUAGCGGCUCCUUGGUUGUUUUCCUCCAUAUGUGUCGAUAACAAUUACAUUAUACCGAACACAAAUUGCGUUAUACUGGGGGGAACGAAGCAAAGGGAAUAUAAUACACAAGUGUACGCGAUAGAUACACAACACAUCCUAAAAGGGUGUAUGAAUAUUGUGCCCUCAUUAGAAACGGCAGACAUCAUCAAAGAACAAGUGGGUUUACGACCUGGAAGAACAGAGUUGAGGCUAGAGUUAGAGCUUAGGAAUAUUAAAGGAAAGAUGGUCAGGGUGUUGCAUAAUUAUGGACACGGGGGCAGUGGAAUAACAUUAUCUAUUGGAUGCGCUAUGGAUGCUGUUGAUUUAAUUUUAAAGUCUAUAUUGAGUAACUCUAAAUUAUAAAAUAUACGCAUUAAAAAAUAGUGUUUAAAUAUACCUAUAUAAAAACAUUAUACAUUAUGUCCACGGAUAGAGGGCCCAGGGGGCAAAUGGACUAACAUUUUCAUUUUUCG
Molecule: messenger RNA, 1133 nt
Organism: Brassicogethes aeneus
Lineage: Eukaryota; Metazoa; Arthropoda; Insecta; Coleoptera; Nitidulidae
Source: the annotation of a GenBank genome assembly